This is a messenger RNA of Chaetomium globosum CBS 148.51, 4158 nucleotides long. RefSeq lists its product as uncharacterized. NCBI's taxonomy places the organism in Eukaryota, Fungi, Ascomycota, Sordariomycetes, Sordariales, Chaetomiaceae. Bases 1 to 4158 code for a protein of 1385 amino acids. Gene Ontology annotation, biological process: DNA integration. The record is from RefSeq and is a predicted model, not a curated record. The transcript is spliced from 2 exons. Gene Ontology annotation, molecular function: nucleic acid binding.
AUGCCUGUUUAUGUCACCAACUUAGGCAAAACUAACCCGAUCAUCCUCGGCAUCCCGUGGCUGAAACUCCACAACCCGACAUGCUUCUGGACAGAGAUGCGCCUGGUAUUUAACUCACCUCACUGUCGACAUCACUGCCUACCAUGGGACCUCCCCGCCGGCGGCUGCGAGGCCCCACGCGCAGAACCACCCGAGCGCUUCACGAAACCUAUAUUGCCAUGCCGCAAAGCCACCACUGAGGACCAGCCAAGGAGAACACCUCCCCCGACCCCCACGACCUCCUACAGAAAGACCACUGUCGAGGACGUGCCAGACGAAGAGUUCACUACGAAACGUGCCCACCCCGACGGAGACGAACUCCUUAUACAAGUAACGCCAAAGCCAGCUGGGCCUGCAAAACGGAACGUUUCACCCUCACCCGUCGUCCUCAGUGCAGGCAGUAGGCGCCCAACGCAACGCCGACGACCCACACCCAUUCUGAAGACAGCAGGACGCCCUAGAAACAUGAAGCUCGACACAAACGACAUCCGAUGCGUCCAGGCAAUGAACUUUUUGCAAUUUUGUAAGCAAGAAGGCUCCUUCGCCACAACCACAACUCUCGCCGAGCUCCGUCAGCUCGUCGAGGACGAGGAGAACCUUGACAUGUUACAAGAGCUUCCACGGGGCUUUGUUGAGAUCCCUCAACUCAAAGAAACCUCUUUCAGGCGGAUCAUGACCGGGGACUACACGUUAGAAGAUGCCAAACGGGUGUUCGACCCGUACUUCCACGACUUCCUACAGACAAACCUCGACGAGACAGCCCGCACUGAAACACUACGGCGUAAAAUAAUGCCGUCCGAUAUCGACAAGUUCCUAGCGGAGAAGCCCCGGCCAACAGCCGAAGAUAUCAAGAGCCGCCUACCGGCGGAGUUUCACCACCAUGUGGAGCAUUUCCUGCCAAAGAACGCAGAGACACUACCACCACACCGGCACUGGGACCACAAGAUUGAACUCGUGCCAGGAAAGCAGGCCCCGUACUCUAAAAACCGCCCGUUCUCCCCUGAGGAACUCCGUUGCAUCAAGAAAUGGAUUGAUGAGAAUUUAGCCAAGGGCUGGAUUAGAGCGUCUUCCUCACCUGCAGCGGCGCCACUCCUGCUCGCCGCCAAGCCCGGAGGUGGGAUCCGGAUUUGCCAGGACUACCGCGGACUCAACGCGGUCACCAUCAAGAACAGAUACCCGUUGCCACUCAUCCGGGAAACCCUCGACUCUCUCUGCAACGCCAAGUUCUACACCAAACUGGACGUUAUAGCAGCGUUCAACCGCGUGCGUGUCGCCCAAGGACACGAGUGGAUGACGGCCUUCAUCACCCGUUUCGGCCUUUACGAGAGCCUGGUCACCCCCUUCGGACUUUGCAAUGCGCCUGCCACAUUCCAGAAUUACAUCAACCACCUUCUCCAUGACGCACUGGAUGUUUACUGCACAGCUUAUCUGGAUGACGUCCUGGUAUAUAGUCGGACCCGGAAGGAACACACAACCCAUGUCAACGAAGUUAUUCGGAGACUGGGUGAGGCCGGCCUCCAGAUAGAUAUCGGCAAGUCGGAAUUCUACACCCAGAAGACUAAAUACCUCGGCCUGAUCAUCUCCACAAGCGGCCUCAGCAUGGACCCCGAGAAGGUCAAAGCCAUCGUAGACUGGCAAGACCCCACGUCUGUCAAAGAACUUCAACAAUUUCUCGGUUUUGCAAACUUCUACCGCCGGUUCAUCCAGGGAUACUCGGGAAUCAUCGAACCUCUGACCCGGCUCUUGAGAAAGGAAACCGCUUGGUCCUGGACAUCCGAUCAACGCCAGUCCUUCGAGGAACUCAAGAACGCCUUCACAAAAGCCCCAAUUCUCGCCUACUUCGACUACUCCAAACGCACCGUUGUCGAGACCGACGCCUCCAACUGGGCGUCCGGCGGUGUGCUCUCACAGUACGAUGAUAACGGUAAACUGAGGCCGGUCGCGUUCUUCUCCGCGAAGCAUAGCUCCGCCGAAUGCAAUUACGAGAUUUACGACAAGGAACUUCUUGCGAUUGUCAAGGCCCUGGAGGAAUGGCGCCCGGAGCUCUAUGGAACGAGGGAAUCUUUCGAAAUCUACACAGACCACAAGAACCUACAGACCUUCAUGACCACGAAACAACUGAACCAACGCCAAGUCCGUUGGGCAGAAUUCCUGUCCCAAUUCAACUUCCAGAUCACGUACCGGCCUGGAUCAAAAGCUACAUUACCUGACGCCUUGAGCAGGCUCCCCGGCUCCCAACCCGCUGGAAUGGAUGAUGAACGACUUCAGUAUCGAAAAAGGACUGUUUUACCAGCAGAGAAAGUACACCCGACCAUACUCGAGCAGCUGCUCGACGACGCCCGAGAAAACAACGACUCCGACCUCGUAGCAACACUGACCGCUGAGCCCGAUAACAUUGCCUUGAUCGACCUGAUCCGUGAGGGCUACGACAACGACAGCACUGCUCAGGCGAUGGUAACCGCCUUGCAAACACCCGGUGCACGACGAUGGCCAAAAGCUCUACGCCGAGCCCUCCGCUGUGAUAAAUCCGAGUGCAAGAUUAUCGACGGCUUAAUCUACUUCAGAGGCCGCCUCUUCGUCCCGGAUCACACAGGCCUGCGGCUCGCAGUCGCCCACCGAACGCACUCUUCUGGCCCAGCCGGCCACCCUGGCCGCGUCAAGACUAUCGACUUGCUCAACCGGAGUUACUGGUGGCCCGGCCUUUCCCGCUUCGCGGCAGAUUUUGUCAAAGGAUGCGCGCUAUGUUUCAGGACGAAGACACCCCGGUCCGCACCACCCGGUUUCCUAAAACCGUUGGAAGUCCCCCUCCGAGCGUGGGCGGACAUAUCUAUGGACCACAUCGUCGACCUACCCGAGUGCACCAGGAACGGCAAAACCUACAGGCACAUCCUUGUAGUAGUGGACAGACUAACCAAGAUGCGACACCUUAUCCCGGUAACAGGGCUAGACACCGACGAAGUUGUAGACAGCUUCUUGCAUCACGUCUUUAAGCUCCACGGCGCACCGGACUCGAUCAUCUCCGACAGGGGCUCCGCAUUUGUCUCCGGGGUAUGGCAACGACUCAGUGCACGCCUGAAGACAACACUACACCCGAGCUCAGCCUUCCAUCCAGAAACCGACGGCCAAACGGAGAUCGUCAACGCAAGCGUGCAUAAAUUCCUCCGAGCCUUUGUCAGCUUCACCCAAGACGACUGGGUAGACUGGCUACCGCUAGCAGAAUUUUCAAUGAAUAACCAGGUCAACGAGACAACCGGCAUCUCUCCGUUCUUCGCCAACUACGGUUUUAACCCCCGACUAGGGGUUGAGCCACCGCAGCCGCGGCCGCCUAACCUCUCCGACCAUAUGAAGAAGGAGUACCUCCGUGCAGACGCUGUCGCAUUGCGUUUCGAGCGAAUCCUGACUCAAUUGACGGCCUUAACCAGACAAUCCCAGCAACGGUACGAGGACAACGCCAACGCCCGUAGGGACGAAGCACCAACAUUCCGCCCAGGUGACCAAGUCAUGGUCAGCCUUGAACACAUGGCAACGAACCGGCCGAAGAAGAAAUGGGACGACAAAUGGGACGGACCGUUCCCUGUGCUGAAGGUGUAUAAGGGCGCCGUCGUCGUGGACCUCCCGGACAACAUCAAGGUCGAUAAGAGCUUCCAUACCUCCAAAGUUCGCUUAUACGAGGCCCCCUCCAUUCAAGGACAAGACGAGCUCAACGCGGCGGAGCGGCGUAACGUCAAAGGAAGGAUUGCUAAACGGGACGACGAUGGGAUUAUCCAAGACGAGUGGCAAUUCGAGAAGAUCCUAGACGUACACGACGAGGACAAGGAGACAUCCGGACUUACCUACCUUGUUAAAUGGAAGCACUACGAUGAGCCUACAUGGCAACCCGAGCAAGACUUGAAAGGCUGCAAGGACGUUCUGAAACUCUUCCAUGACAAAUACCCAGAGAAGCCCGGGCCGCCUAACUGGGUAAAGGACAAGCGACCCCGCGGAAGGCCUAGGAAGAAGCAGCAGGAUCUCCUCUCCGUUAGCGUCCCCUUGCGAGAGCUUCCUCUCUCCUCAUCGCACAACUCAGUCAUUAGCCAGAACCUGACCCUGUCCCGCGACUCCCCUGACCUCGCCCCGUGA